AUGGGUGGCAAUAUAAUGUGGAUUUUUGUUGCUGGCUUUGUAGUAGCUACAAUUACAGCAUUGCCUGCUAUAAAGAUUAAUGUCAAGGUUGAAGCUCAAUUGGAUUCAGGAUUAAAGGAAUUGGGUAGAUUGUGCUCCGAAUUGAAAAAUCCUAACGGCACAUGCAUAGAAAUACUGAAUAAGUUGAACAUUACCGGAGGAAUUGAAUGCAACAAGACUACAACUACAACAACAACGGAAAAUCCUGAAUCAGGGGGUGACGUUGAAGAAACCACCAUAGGACCUAUAAUAAAUGGAGGUGCAGGAGCUACAACUAACGACCACGAAGUUGAAAUUGAAGACGAAGACGAUGAAGACGACGACGAAGACAUAACUGAGGCUCCCAUAAUUGGUGGAGGUGUUGGAGCUACAACUAAUGGCCACAACGGUAAUCACGCAGCCACAACCAAAGCUCCCAUAAUUGGUGGAGGUGUUGGAGCUACAACUAAUGGCCACAACGGUAAUCACGCAGCCACAACCAAAGCUCCCAUAAUUGGUGGAGGUGUUGGAGCUACAACUAACGACCACGAAGUUGAAAUUGAAGACGACGACGAUGAUGAUGAUCAUGAUGAUGAUGAUGAUGACCAUGACGAUGACGACGAUGAUGAUGACGAUGAUGACGACGAUGAUGACGACGAUGAUGACGACGAUGAUGACAAGCAUAAUAAUAAACAUCACCAUCAUCACCAUCACCAUCAUCGUCCAUCAUUUCCAAAACCCCCGGGUUUGAAUCGACCUAAUAAACGCCCUGGUUCGAAUAAACAUCCAAAUGGUUCUGGUGGAAAGCGUUCCCGUAACAUUAUUUAA
This is a messenger RNA of Rodentolepis nana, 846 nucleotides long. The record is from the annotation of a GenBank genome assembly. Lineage: Eukaryota; Metazoa; Platyhelminthes; Cestoda; Cyclophyllidea; Hymenolepididae.